AUGAUUCAAACAGCCGCGCGGGAUCGUGAGAUCUAUAUUCUGUCCUACCCGAGCGGGACUUUCAAAUCCCACUGGGCGUUAUGGAUUCCCCGGAAGGACGCUAAUCUACAAAGCUUGCCUGAGCAGAAAAAAGGACCCCAGGGGAUGCUGAUCCAUGUCAAAGGUAGUCUCGCAGCAGGCUUCAAACAUGAGUUUCAGCGCGCCAGCUAUGGUCCUCAGAGCUUUGAACGCCCGUGGUACAAGGUGCUUGGAAGAAUCCGCGAAGAACAUCUUACGGAUGGUCCCACUACAGGAACGGAUAGCACGGCUUAUAAUACCGUGGAGACUUUGGCAUUGAGCAUUCCGGCUCCUGGUCCGAGUUUGAACUCUGCAAUGAGUCCGGCCUCGGGUUUACGCCCAGAGAUUCGCGAUUGUCAGUGGUGGCUGAAACAACUGAUCGACCAGUUAAUUCAGCGCCAAAUGCUCCAUCCAGACGCAUCGAAGAUUGUUGCAGAAACCCCGAUCCAGUGGGCUUAG
Lindgomyces ingoldianus is the source of this 516-nucleotide messenger RNA. RefSeq lists its product as uncharacterized. Lineage: Eukaryota; Fungi; Ascomycota; Dothideomycetes; Pleosporales; Lindgomycetaceae. The transcript is spliced from 2 exons. The coding region runs from base 1 to 516 and encodes 171 amino acids. The record is from RefSeq and is a predicted model, not a curated record.